AGCUGACAAUGGACCCAGCGGGCGUAGCUACGUCGCUGCUGGUUUUGCUGGCAGCAAAUAACUCCUCGAUACUCGACUGUGUCUGUAACCACGUCGCCAACGUCACCGACGAAAUGAGUUACGGCGAUGGACUGAUGUGGGAGACGUACUGCCAAGACCUCGGAAAUUAUUAUCUGUUCGAAACGUGCGAGAACCUGGAGGCGCCGUCCGUCGCGGUGCCGGCCGCCACACGGCUGGUGCCGCGCAGAGGCCACGAGCCGCCGCCCGCGGAGGACGAGGAGUGCGGCCGCGCCCUCGCGGAGGUUCGCUACUUCACGGAGGACAGCUCCAGGGAACUCAACAGGGGCCUCAUCCGCAGCAUCGCUGCCGACUGCAUUCGCUCUUGCUCUGUACAAGGGUUGGAUGACAUGGAAUGGAACCUGGAGACACUGCAAACGGAUCGGCUGAGGGGUGCGACCCUCACCAAGUUACUGCACGCUGUACAGCAGAUCACAAGAGCCAUAAACCACAGGAAUCGCCUUGUCUUGGAUUAUAAUUGGGAAUUUCUUCAUAAUGACCAGAACCUCAGCAAAACUGAAUUACAGGCCGAGAUACCGGUCUUCCUGGAGCACCUCUCUGACUACUGGCGGGACUCGGCGCAGCUACUCUCACUGGGUGUGAAACAUUUCUCUCAGCUGCUCGUCCCCCUCGCUUUCGAACACAUGGGUAUCCACUCAAAUGAUCUGCAACUCCACGGAUGGAUUAACAGCAUGAAACAUCUGAGAGACAUGCUGCACACGAAAUUAAGCGGCUGGGUUCGUGAUGUGCAAUCCGUCAGCGAGCAGAUGGCGUACUACAAAGUAGAAGAGCACAAUAACAGACCUGGGACUUAUAUACUUAGGUAA
Molecule: messenger RNA, 884 nt
Organism: Schistocerca nitens (vagrant locust)
Lineage: Eukaryota; Metazoa; Arthropoda; Insecta; Orthoptera; Acrididae
Exons: 5
Coding region: 9-884 (291 amino acids)
Source: RefSeq, a predicted model, not a curated record